UGCCUUCGCGAUCCGGCGAGACGUGACCGUCUCCCCACAAAUAUGGACUUUUCUCCACCCUUUUCCUCCAGCACCCCAAGGACUGGUUCCCCACUUCUUGAUGAUGACGACCUGCUUACAUCCGUCUCGCCCUCCCCUUCGCCUGUACCCUCGCUCUCUCGCCCGACCUAUGCCUCCUCGUACGCGACCCCAGACUCAACCGAGUCCAAAGACGAAGUCGAUAGUCGCCGCCACAAUGAUUCUUCUUCAGUCGGCGCAAUGCAUUCGUCGACCGACACCGCUUCCAGACAACUCAAAGGCAAGGAAAAGGCGAGGGUGGGCCCGUUGAAGCUGUUGGAUCUUCCUGUCGAUAUCCUAAAGGAGAUCAUACAACAACUUCCCCACACCAAUGAUCUCACGUCCCUCGCUCUCUGCCAUUCUGCCCUUCACCGUCUUGCUAUUCCCUACAUCUAUUCUCGCUUCGACAUUGUCUGGCCCGACGAAAGUACCCAUACAGAGCCUAGGUCCGGAGUAGAUGCUUUGACGUAUGGUCUUGCAACUCUAGUCACGGGAGAUGACUGUUUUCCGCACCAAAACCGAUCACAUCAAUCCAACUUGUUACCCCAUGCGAGGAAAGCCGCUUCGACACCUUAUCCGAUUCCGCGACGACGUUUCGGCAAUUACUAUGCUCAAUUUACUAAAAAGUUCUCUUUGGGCAACGGGCCUGCAGCAUGGGUUCAGGAGUAUAUGAUUACAAAAGAAGGUGGAAAAAUGUUGGGAACUUUGGUGGCGUUAGCACUCGCGCGUAUGAUCAACCUCGAGACUUUCAUCUGGGACAUGCCGACUGGCGUUUUGCGCGACGUAUGGUUAGCUUUAUCUAGCCAAGCUGACAGGACUGACGGUGACACUUGCCGUCUGGACCGCCUCUGGAUUCGGUGGCAUGACAACACGCUGGACGUACCAUUGCCUCCACCUGCACCGCCUAUGAUUUUGAACACGGCGGCGCCUCCUGGUACCACCCAUCCAUCCGGAGUAGGUCUGGUCCAGCCACCUGUGGUUCUGCCCCAAAUAUUCCAUGCUCCCUCUGCUUCAGCCAUGGAUAGGGUAGAGUACCCUACCUUCUCUGUGAUCCCGCCUCUGAAAAGCUUGAGCGUUCUCGACAUCGAUGAGCUGCCUUAUCUUGACGAAAUGAGCAUUCUGAUUGCUCGAUCCCAGAAUAAAUUGCGCGAGCUUCGAAUCGGCAUUGCACCGCACGCUCAGCAACGAGACUGGGUCACAGCUUGGGAAGGCGAUAGGAUCCAGCAGGUUGAUUAUAAUGCUUCAUGGAUAGGAGCAAGUUCAAUCGGCGAGAAAAGAUUGGGUGGGGUUUUGGGAAUCCUCGUAGCGAGGGUUCACAACUUGCGGCAUACUGAUCCACGAACCGUGCGAAACCGGAAAACAACCGUGCAAGACAGUCGGCAAACGGGGACUGCCUCCACCAAGAUCGACACAGCCAGCAUGCAGCCUACUCUCGCAGUGCCACUGCCUGAUCGUGAUCCCGAGAUUAGCAAUGACGAGACUGAAAACACCACUGAUGGCCCUGCCAUACCGGAAGGAGUGAGUUUGCUAGAUGGUAUUGAAUCUUUCUCGGCUGCUCCUAUUGCACACGCGACAGAGGCCGGUCCGCUUGACAGUGAUGGGUUGUUGCAGGAUGUGCCACCUCUCCCUGCUCUCCCUGUCACUACACGAUCUCAGAAUCGCGUCAGUUUUGACCUGGACCAGGACACGAACGCCCUUCCCGGGCCAGAACUGACCGGCAAACUGAGAUUGGAGGUUCUCGAGCUUGAGCGAGUUCCAUUAUCCGUUCCCGUUCUUCUCAGGGCAUUCGAUUGGACGAUAAUGACAACCCUAACACUGCUGAACUGCAACAAUCAUGAACAACUUUGGAAAUCACUUCGUCGGAAUUAUACACCCCGGACAGCUUACACAGGUUCCCCUGCAAGUUCCAAAGCAUACAAAGCCUCGUAUACGCUUCGAUCGGAAUACACUCUUAACCUCAAAAAGAUACACACAAACACAGUAUCUCCGUCUUUGAUUUCCUUUCUGAAGGAGACUCUUGCUCCUAAUACUCUGGAAGUGCUCUUCUUGCAAGAAGGUAGAUCUUAUCAGUCGACUGUCACUGUGGAGGCAAUUUAUCGAGGGCCACUGCGUCGACAUCGAUCAAGUUUGAAAAAACUCAUGAUAGAUAGCAGCGAAAAAUCGCACGAUGGGCAUGCGACUACUAGCUUGCGAUGGAGGCGGUGGAUGCUGAGUCGUGAUAUCCUUACUUUUAUUACUAGCGGGCGCAUGAGUAGCCUCAGAGAGCUUGCCGUCGCCAUUGAUUAUAAAGACUGGCACCAUUUCCUGCAGCGGUUACCAUUAAUACCACACAUUCGCUCUCUAUAUAUUCCUUUCAUCGCUGAUCAUCCACACGGAAACAACCUCGAUCCCCGGGAAUACGCCUAUCAAAUUCUAGAUAUUGUACAUCUCCGACCCGAAAUCGAACUCUGUUACAUGGGCCUUUCGAACAAGUGCUUCGAAAUUUUGGAAAACCGGCUUUCAAAUUAUGACUUACGGCAUGAUGGAAUGCAUGUAGGGGAAACAGCUAGCGCAGGCUACGUAGCUCACGACCCCAUAAUCUCCGAUGACGAGUCGGAGGCGACCGAGGAUGAAGACGAAGACGAAGACGAGCUUGACGACGGAAUGGGCGCGGACGGUGACGAGACAGAGUCCGAAGCUUCUGACGAAAUUCAUGACUAUUCUGACGAUGAAUCCCUGUUGCAAGAUAGCCAGAAAGGACCGAAGCUUAGGGUGCGAGAGAUCCUUUUCUAUGAGGAACGGGUGGAGGCAUUCCGUCGACGACAUGGUGUUUUAAGGCCGUAG
Periconia digitata is the source of this 2880-nucleotide messenger RNA. The record is from the annotation of a GenBank genome assembly. NCBI's taxonomy places the organism in Eukaryota, Fungi, Ascomycota, Dothideomycetes, Pleosporales, Periconiaceae.